This is a messenger RNA of Seminavis robusta, 1602 nucleotides long. The record is from the annotation of a GenBank genome assembly. Lineage: Eukaryota; Bacillariophyta; Bacillariophyceae; Naviculales; Naviculaceae.
AUGGUACCGUAUCGACAACAACAACAGCAAGACAGCGACACGGGUAGCAGGAGACGACGCAUCAUUCCUACGGGCGAAGAGGCUCUACAGUCGGCCAUGAUGGCUCGCAGCAUUCGCAAGCGCCGCAAUAGUCGGCGUAUGAAAGUACCGCCCAAGAUCAAGGAUUCUGUGCUGGUACCGGUACCGGUAGACAAUGAUGAUGAUAAUCAGACGACAAUUGCCCCCACAACCGCUUCUCUCCUGGAACAGCCUCUUCGCCUGACGACUCGCAAUGGUCGGCUGUACAAUGACGUAUAUCAGGACGAUGAAAUUGCAGAACGAAUGAAGACAACGGAAUCCUAUCGCCGGAGAAAUCGGCUUCUAGACACUACCCACUUGUUGCCACCUGCUACCGUUACUACCCGUAUUGGUACUACCAAGACAAAGAAACCAAGCUUGCCAGCAACAAAGAUGCAGCCACAGUCUUACCAUAAUAAGCCAGCAAUAUCACCACAAGGCAUCCAAAGAUCCAAUGGCAUUGAUUUACCCUACUCAUCCACCAUUGAAGCCCUCAAGGUGUACUAUCAAAUCCACGGAGACCUGGUCAUGCCACGAAGAUACCUAGUGCCGGCAGAGCAGGUCUAUCCCAAAGAAUGGCAUGGUGUCGAUCUUGCCAGUACGGUAUAUGAUAUGAAAUGGUGGCUCCAACAUGUUCAGCAACAACAUGAACGGGUACAGGAACUCAACAGCAUGGGAUUUCUAUGGGAACGACUGCAACCCGAAUGGAAUCUAGUAUUGGAAGCCUUGAUCACGUACUCGGCACUUCAUGGACACGUCAUGGUGCCAGGAAAGUUUGUCGUCCCCUAUCAAGACACGCAAUGGCCCAAGGCUACCUGGGGCAUUCCCUUGGGCAAUUGCGUCUAUCGCAUUCGACAUCGGGAUGAUUUCCUCAGAGGUGACACGGCCGAUUCACGACGCGAUCAAUUGGAUGGACUCAACUUUGUCUGGGACGUGCAAGAAUAUAGAUUUCAACUAUUCUACACGGCACUGAAGCACUUUUCCGAUCUCCUAGAAGCAGCAAGAAAGGGAAACACGGCAGCUCUACGGGUACCCUCCACGUUUGUCGUCCCACACAAUGACAACGCCUGGCCCAAGGAUCUGUGGGGAUACCCCCUCGGGGCCAAAUGCUCAGCGGUUCGUCAAAAACAGCUCUACGUCAAGGGGCAUCCACAUCGACAACAGUUGUUGGAGAAUUUACGAUUUCAAUGGCAUCGGGGGACUGGUAAUGCCAGUUUGGGGUGGUUAAAGGUAAUGCAUGCCGCUGCCAUCUACUCCAAACUGCAUCAUCGCAAUUUGGAUGUUCCCUACAGUUUCAAGGUGCCACAUCCGCCCAAAAAUGCCGACCCAGAGAUGAGAGUCGAUACUUGUACCGCUGCCGAUGACAAUAACGUGUGGCCGUGGCCAGAGUACAUCUGGGGCUUUCCUCUGGGGCAACGGCUCAAGGACGUGCGACAAAAGGACGCCUACCUCAAGGGUAAAAGUGGGGAAACUAGACGGCGUCAGCUUGAUGCGCUGGGGUUCAAUUGGACACCGAAACGAGGACGACCCAAAAAGAAAGGUUGA